Messenger RNA from Porites lobata, 16448 nucleotides. NCBI's taxonomy places the organism in Eukaryota, Metazoa, Cnidaria, Anthozoa, Scleractinia, Poritidae. The record is from the annotation of a GenBank genome assembly.
CGUACGAUCACGGGUUUCGGAGAGUACUUCAGCAUGCAAGAAGUAAAUGCGGAAGAUGUUUACGAUCAUCUAAAAGCUGUAUUCGAGGCUUGUGACCAAAAUGGCGAUGGCUUCGUCAAAACACAGGAUCUCUUGCGGCUUGGCCAAGAACACUCCAAUGGUGGCUUUGAGGUGCAAUUUCCUUUUUACUGGUUUUGAUUAUGUUACCCGUUAGUUAUUUGGCAGUAGAAUUAAAAGCUAAUCGCUGUAAACUGGACUAAAAGUUGCCGGAAAUUUGGAGUCCUCGUUUUUCAGGCGGACUAUCCCGCAAUCUCAAAGUCGUGUCGAUUUAUUUACUUGGCUUCUCCAUCAGUAUCAUUUAGGAUACUACAUUUUACUUGAUUCUUGUUUUUCGGGAGGUUAGUGUUUAGCUCCCUAAAACUCACGUUUAUACUAUCAUAAGAGGUUAUUACUUGGGUGUGUUUUAAACUUUCGAAAACAACAGUUUCUGUCUGUUUUAAAGACUCACUCCAGUUAGUUUACUGUUAAUGUUGUGACAAGUAUAACGUUUUGACUGAAAAUUGAUCGUCUUCUUAUUCUGUAAAGAGGCCAGCUUGCUCGAAAAUCGUAAGGAAUCUUUUUUCUGGAAAAGUAAUAGGUAAUAUCACUGAGGGAACAGUCCCGAAAAAUAUUGAAACAUCAAGCUUACGAUUUUAACUGCCUUCUGCCUUGAAAACGACAUCAAUUUAGCUAAUUGUUAUUCGUUCUGUCCCCGUCUCUAGGAGAUGAAAACCCUAAUCGAAAAGCUAGAUCCUGACGGAUUUGGAAGAAUAAGUUUUGAUGGGUUUUGCAAAGGAAUUCACGAAUUUCUUGGUGAGUUAAAGUACAACUUCAAAGGUGGUAAAACGUGUAUCACCGUAUCGAUAUUGCGUUAUGUUCUAAGCUAUGUCUUGCCCGUCACACAGCGAUGAAAAACAACUUUAUUCGCGUUUUGGUCGACCUUUUAAAGGUUUUUUUGUAAUUGGAACUUCUUUCCAUUCAAGGGGUUAACGGAGACGUGAAUAUGAACGGGGACAAAGAUGCAGCCGAUUUGGCGAUUGAUUCAAAUCCCUGGCUUGUUUUACCACUCGAUAGCGACCAACAGGAAGAAACUCAAGACAGCUGUUGUGAGGUUAGUUUAUUGUUCAUUUUGAAAUUAUUCGUCUCUAGAGGAGCAGCAAAUCUAGCUUAUUUUAAUAUGUUCAAAAAUGUUUCGAAACUUUCAAGUUUCGAAAGCCAAGAGGAAGUGGACGGUUGUCAACAGUUCAACGAAAUUGUUUACAUUUUCUGGAGCGAAACAAUAAAGCCAUUAACAUUGUGCAAAUUUAUGGCUCUUCUUAAAAUUACCCCACUGGUUAUUGACUAACAGGCCUUUGCAUGCACUUAAACUCUGUUUUUAUGAGGUCACUCAACUGAUGAAAUAAAAUGGUAAGUCAUGCUCUCCUGCUCAUAGAAUCAUGUUGUAAAACAUUUAGCAACUGAUCUAACAGUCAAUCAAAAAUCCUUGUAAAGCAUAUUGUACUGUAGAGAUACAGAAGAAUUCCAAUUUCCGAAAGCCUUGGUCUCUCAAACCUUCUGAUGAUUUAAGCCAAAACUGACUUCCUUUCCCCAGGAAAACACUGUAAUAAUUACAUACCUCUUAGUAAUUUAACCCCGAUUUCCUUUUACCUAAUACUUUUAAGAAGUUGGGAUUUUUUCCAUUUACAUAGGCAAAUUGGUUGGUUCAGUCUUUGGGCAAUCGGUACUCAAAAUUCAGGACCGGUAAAUUUCAUCCCUGAACCGGAUUUGCCAUUUGCACAAAUUAGUUCCACUUAUCUCAAAACGGCCACAAAACCUGCAACUGGUGUCAGAGGUCUCAGAACAAAUAAGACAAAAAUUUUGAUUGGGGCCAUUCUGACGGGAAAAACAGGAAUACCUUUUCAGGAAUUCUGUUUCUCCCAGGAAAAUUUUCCACUGGAAUGACUGCAAAGAGCUGUGUUACUUUUUCAACUGGAUUUGUCGGAAAUUUUAGGAAAAGGUAAACAACCAAGAAUUCCACAGAGUUCUCUAGAAGCUUCAGCAACCAGUCAGACUUGCCAUUCACCAGAGUUUUGACCUUGUUGCAAUCGUAUUUGUUUCUCAGAAUUUUGUUCAAUUAAAAUAAAGCAAAUGCGGGUGAAUAGAGGUGUCAUCCCCCUGGCUAAAAUUCCUCCCCAUAGUUGCUCAAAGCGUACUGAAAUGCAUUUUCAGCUGUUCUAUGUUAAAAUGUGCGUCUACUCUAGACAAGACACUGAUGUACUUAACCUUUCCCCUUUAUCACAAAUCAGUUUGCCAUGAAUAAUACCCUGUUCUUGACAAAAUGUCUCUGCUUUCUAUACUCUACCCUAGACAAACCGGUAUUGCAGCAUAUACCUAUAUAAACUUAAUAGGGCAUUCCCCCCCCCUACCCUACCCUAGACAAACCAGUAUUGCAGCAUAUACCUAUAUAAACUUAAUAGGGCAUUCCCUCCCCCCCUGCCCAGGAGUGGUUGUUUGAGUAAGAUGGCCUUCCAGGUUAUCCCUUGUAGUUAAGUGCUCAUUUGCUGAUACCGACCUAUAGGAGCCAUUAGGUAGGGAUCUGUAUUCUCUUUGUUGAUACAUAAUCUGAAGUACAUAUGUAUCAUUUAAUGAUCUGGAGAUAUGUGAGUCAUUUGCUGUCACUUUUUAUAACAUAUUUUUCCAAUCGGUUUGAUUUCAGCGUGACAGCACAUACAGCACAACAUCCACUAAUGAAUACAAUGGUGAUGAUGAUGAGAACUUUCCAGAUGAUUUACAAGUGUCAAACUUUAAUCGUAAUCAAAAGCAAUACUCUACAUUUCCACCUCCCACGUUGUCACGGUUAAAACAUCGUGCCACGCUGCCUACCAUGAGUGUUGAUGUGUACAGUGACAGAUGCUCACACUCUGAUACAAGUGAAUACCAGUCUGAAGAAGGAUUUGAGGGUUAUGGGGAGAGCUUUAGUGAGGAUACAACAUUUGAAGAUAGCCCGACUUUAAGAAGAGAACACCAGGUUGCAGAACGAAUUAUAAGAGGGUGAGCAUAAGAUGUUACUUGAAGGUCGUAGUCAACUCCCUCAGCAAGGCAGGCACCACUAGGAUCAUUACUACGUGUCCAUCCAAGAGGGGUGUCCAGCUUGUAGUGUCAAGUAAAAAUGAUUGAGGAAUGACAAGGACCAAAUCUUCCUGUUUUUUAGGGAGUCAUUUGUUUGUUAUGCAUUUUAUUGUAUCACCCUGAUACCACUGGUUCCUAAAAUUGUAUUUGCUUAGUAGAUCAUCAAGGAACUUUUAAGAGAGAUUUGACUGUAUCCCUACAUUGUCCCAUACAAUAAAUAAUGCAAAUAUAACCAAAUUUCCUAGAAUUUUCUUGCAGAAUGUGCUCAGCCUGCUGCUUACACACUGUAUAGGCUACCCAGCUACAGUACUUGCGACAUGACUGCAAGUACUGCCUGUAAUACUGUUCUGAUAUAAGAGCAGAAGUUUGCCAGGAAGAGAGGCCAUCCCAGUGAUGGCUUCUGCUGUUGGCGGCUACAGCUAUUUCAGUUAAUUAACGUUGUCAGAUUUAAUGGCCUCAAGCCUAUGUGGCAAGACUGCAAGGUCAUGUGGGUAGCUGCCCGGGGUAGCUGUAAAUCCCUUAAAGUUUGGUCUUAACGUUACAGUUGUCAGUUCCAUGGAAUUUUUUUAAAGAAAUUUCCCUUAUUUCCUCUUGGUCUUGUUAUUACUGCGCUUUUCACAAACAUGCGAACUCUAAAGUUCAAAAGCCGCCCUCACAAUUGCGUUUUUUGCUGCCCUCAGUCAUAAUUACGAUCACAAGCAACAAACAUUGAAACACAGAAACACCCAAAACGGAUCGAAAUCCACCAAUGGCAAAUCCCAUACAUAACCUUUUGAACCCGUUGAAGUAAAGUUUUGUUUUCUAAGAGGUCCACUAAGAUGAUUGACGGCACAGUAAGCGCAGUAAGGCUUUCUGACAAUGUCUAAUUAUCAAAAUAGCUGUAUGUUAUCAUAUGUCAGAACAGUACUCUGGGUAAGACCAGCUGCUAGGUCACAAACUUGUCAGCAGGAUAUGAGAACCAGGCAUUAGCCUUGAAUACUUUGAUGAAAAGGUUACUAACAAAUACAGUUGAACAUCCAUAUGCUACCACCUCUCGUUAGCGACCAGCUAUCUAAAAUACCAAAGUGUUUCAAGGCAAAGCCAUACAAUAUUGAAACCUCUCAUAGAUCUGUAAUGAUGGUGUUACAGUGUAACCUCUCCUUACGGAGACCUCUACAAUACGGACACCUGUGUAUUACGGACAGUUCGUUUGGUCUGAGGAAUGUCAAAUAUCAUACAUUCCCUAUACCUCUAUAAUACAGACACCUCUGUAAAGCGGAUACUUGGUUCUGUCCCUUUGGUGUCCGUAUUAAAGAGGUUUGACUGUAUAAUAAUCCAUUGUUAUUAACUUGUUGUUAGAGACUGCUUGACUCAAGGUCUGAUGUCUAUGUUUGCUGUAUGUAUUUUAAGUGAUGACGUGGAAGUGCACCAGCUUUUGUAACUUUGAAAUUGUGUACAAUGAAUUGUUUGCCAACAAAUAGAAGUGUCUGGACCUUUACUCGGAAAAGACCAUCUGUUGUUCGAUUCCCAUUAAGAGAUCACCUCCCGUAAGCAACCACUGAAUCUUUGCAUUUAGGAUGGUCAUUGAUAGGAGGCUCAACUGUAUACAUAAAUGAUAAAUCUUAGUUGCAAAUAGCCUGGUCAGAUUCAGAAGUGCUAAGGGUUAAUUAGUUGAUAAGAAUGUCUUGUUCUUCUUAGCUCUGGUUCAAGAAAAACAUCAGCUGCAGCAGCUGCCUUCUCAAGGUGAAGUGACUGAUUAACUUUGAAAUAUUAUUGUUUUUGAAAUGAACCUAACUUAAUUCCAUGCUAAUAUUACUGACGGUGCUGAAACUAUUUUUGUGAAAUCAUGUUUUGUUCUGUGAAAUUCUCUUUUCUAAUUAUAUGAUUGUAGUGCUAUGGCAGAGGCUGAUUUGAUGCCCAUCACAAAGAUCUUGAUCACAUUUUACAAACAUAAUCUCUGUCAAGAGGGGUACAUUUAUUGUCCAUGGCCCACAUACACUAUUUUAACUAUUGUUCAGCCAUCAUUACAGGAGAGCCAAUUAAGCACUUGUAAAAUACCGCUUCUGAUUGCUGACCAAGCCAAAAGAUGCGAAUGGAUUAACAAAGAUCUAUCUUCUUUUUGUUACCAACAGCCACAAUAUGCAUCUGUUUAAAUGCCACUCAGAAAACCCCAGCCGACACAACAGUUUUGAAGAUCUGAUGGGUGAUAGGCCUCUAUCAGACAGCGAAGCUAGCACCUCAGUGUUUCUUCUCUCAGAGGUGUGUUACAUAAAACAGAAAUGAUUAAUAAGUGAAACAAACUCAAGGCUGUGCUGUAAGAAAAACUGAAGGGAGCCCAAUGCUCUGAACCUGUGAAAUCUAAGGUUCUUGACUUGUGAUUUCUAUCAGAAAACUAAGAUUUUCAAGUUGCCUAGGAACAAAAGUUAGGCACCAGGAGCCACUGGGCACUGCUAGAGCACAGCCUUAACACUGUUGUAUUUUGAUAAAAAAGGUGUGUGCUUUUUAAAAAUCCACAUUGUUUAUCUUGUUCUUGUAGCUUAAAAGGUUGUCAUCACAAGUGUCAUUAUUACAAGAGGACCAAGCUCUGCACACAAACAAACAGACAAAAAUACGAGAUGAAAACAAGUUACUAUGUACAAGGUAAGCUUAGAAGCUGCUCUUUUUAGUAUCUCUUUUCUGAAACAGCCAUGAUCUGUCUUUGUACAAGUUUCAACCAUCUUAGUUUUCAUGGUGAUAAUAACCACUGUUCAAAACUGUCACCUUUAAUUUUUGGUUUUGUUUUUUGUAUUGGGGGUGACAUUGAUUAGUAAUAGUCCACUUAAUGGCAUCACCUGGUAGUGCGUUUUUGUCCAUUUUCUUGAUAUAUAGUCAAAUCUACCACGACCACAGCCCUAAAUAAAUUGAUCAUUAAAAGGAAAAAUUCAAGAGUAAGUCUUAACUUUCUCCUGCUCUGAAACAAGCAAAAUAAGAUUCUCGGAGACAGGAAAUUACUGCAGAAACAAGGGUUUGAGACCAUUGAACAAUUUUGCAUGUUUUUGUAUUUUCAAAACAACCUUUCUCCAUUGCUAAUAGAAAUUACAAUUUCAUACAAAACAAACAGUUCAUAUAGAUCUUGUCCUUGAUUCUUUGCUGUGAAAAGGGUGUUGUUACAAGAAAAAUUGUAAAAAAAAAAAAUUGUAAAUAUCUUGUGAAGCUUGUUCUUUGGUUUUUGUGGUUAUAUAUUUCAAUGUGUUUUGAAGUAUAAUAAUUAAUUAGAAAAUAGUUUCCAUUGUGCUGUUAGCAAUUAAUAAUGUCUUAAUGAUUUUGCUGUUAGUCAAUGUGUCUUUUGCUUUAGGACAUAGUUAAUCACAGGAGACAUGACCAUAAAAUGUACUUAGCUAUCAAAAGACCAUAAGUAACUAUCUGCUAAAUGAAAAUAUUAGUCAAUUCAUGGAUCAUUAAUCAUAGACACUGGAAGAAUCUCGGACAUUACAAAACAUAACAUUAAGAUUGCGUGUCAGAAGCUGAGUUUUUAAAGUUAUGACAUCAGUACUCAAGAAUUGGUCAUGUUUUAAUAAUAAUUAAAUUCUGCUGUCCUAAGUUUCAGUUUGGUGUAAAUCAAGAAUGACUUUUUGUAAUCAUCUUAACAGUAGUGAUGUAUAUUGUCAUUUGCUUUAAAUAGAACACAGAUUCUAUAUGUUAUAGUUAAAAAUAGCAGUGGCAGCCGUUAUGCUAUGAUUUCUUAUUACUUUUUGGUUUCCGCCAAAAAAAUCAAAACAUGACUGUGUCUAUGCUGCAGAGCCUGUGUUUUCAAGUUCCUUUCUCUUUUUUCAUGCAAUCUAUUGUUUUUGUCAUUUUAUUUUUAUGAAGCUUUAUUCUAGCUGUUUCCCUGGUGUUUUCAAGUACAAUACUUCAAAGGCUUAUUUAUUCAAAAUACCCACUGCUGGUCAUAUAUUCACAGAAACCCUUUCAGUUUCCAUGAAUAUUUAUGAACAUUUAAUAUUUAUUCAAGCAGACAUCUGCUUUACAAAUUUGCAUAAAAAGGCAAUGACAUGAAAUUUGUUUCCUUGUUUUGAAUAACACGGUUGAAAACCAGUAGUGAAAGUUAAAAUUUUGAGCAGAGAACACAAUGGUUUCAAUGUACAGUCCUGGUUUGGCUGUGGUAAGUCUAUAAUGUGAUGUCUUUCCUGUUCUUUUAACAGCAGAGAAUUGUGUGAAUUAUAUACAAAGAAAGAUAUGUUAUUACUACUGAAAAUGUUGUAGGAAAAUCCUGCUUAAUUUUUGUUUUUCAUGUUGUACCUUUUGUGGGGCUACAUGGCAGCUUAUCAAAUGUAUCUGAAACAUUCUUUUCAGAUUUUAAGUAGAAGAGUGAUAUUUGAUUCAACUACAUCCUUUUGCCAUGGGAAAUAAACCAACCUUCAAAUUUGGCUGAGAGAUAUUUAUGUCAGUGUAUGUGCUAAAGUUUUUACCACAGAAACUUUCUUUUGAAAUGUCUUGUAGUUGGAAAGAGAAAUUCAGAUCACCUUAUUUUUUGGCAUGAUGUGAUGAUUUUGAAAAUGAAAGCUCUCAUGGACCCUAAAAUAUUUGUCAAGUUCGGUUGUAUUGAAGUUCAUUUAAAUUGAGAUUAGAAACUGAUAUUUUGCCUGUCAGGAAAUAGUGUCUGUACCUGUCAAAAUCCAUGCCUCAGUACAGAUGAAGUCAAAGAAUUUUUUUCAUACUGUUGUGGUAUUUUAAAAGUUGCAAAAAUAAUACAACUUGAAUUAUGUAGCGAGGAAUAUUCUACAAAUUGUGAUUUACAUAAUAUGGUUAACCAUUAUUGUUGAUCCAUGAGAUGUCCAUUGAUUGUUAACGUUCCAGUUUCUUAAAAUUUGUUUUUAAAAAAUGUGCAGUGGUAUUUGCCUGUGUUCUCAAAGUAUUGUUUUGAAAACCUUUUUCUACCUUCAUGUACCUUCCCUCCUACCAAAAGCAUUUCCUAUUAUAUUUUAUGUCCAUCAAAUUGUAAAGUAAACCAAAAGCUAUGUUUUGUAGCAUGAUUACUGAUAUAAAAGAAUGAUGUGAACGAUUUGGUUUUCUAAUAAUUCCUAUGGUGGCAGUGUACUGCAGCUACAUGCACUGUGAAGCUGUUGAAUUUAAGGCUAAUUUUUCUCCAUAGAAUGAACAAUAAUUGAUCUCAUUUAUUAAUGUAAAAUAUCAGCUUUAAGUCCUUGGAAAAAGGUGGUAAAAGAUACGAAAAAUAUUAAUGGUACUAAAAGCUCAAAACAGAUAAUCUCAAAAUUUACAUUAAUAUUGUAUUAUAGAAAUAAUGAUAUCAUUGUGCAUGAUGUUGCUGUCAAAAAAAAUAACUCAUACAUACUGUUUCAGAAAACGUUUAGAAAAUGCACGCUUGUUAUCAAAUGGUCCCAAGCUCACAAAUUUUCAUAUUGAUUUGCAUUUUGUUGACUUAAACUUGUAAAAUGGUCACCUACCUCAAGAUAUUGGUGAAUAGGAAAAAAACUAAUAAUGAAAAUGAUAAAGGAAAAAAAAGGACUGAAACCAUAAGAAUCAAAUUUCAAGUUGCACACAACAUUUCAAGGCCGCAGUAUGUGGAAAACAAAGAGGCAAAUAUAUAAAGAAAAUGUUAUUAAAAUAAAAUUUUAUGAAGAGACUGUGAACUUUUACCAAUGAAAACACUACAACUUGGCACAUUCCUGCCAAGCACAUCUUUGACUAAAUUGGCAUCUUUUUAGUGGUUUAAUUAUUUCUAACUCCUCUUUCAGACUAGGAAUCUACAAGGUGGUCAUCACUUGGAGCAGUGCAUGACUGAUGAGAAACCAAUAUUUAACAGCAUGAUAAAAUUAUCUUUUGUUUUCUAUCAAUAAUUAUUGUAUCAUAAGAUUAAAAAAACUCAGGUAUCAUAAGAUAAAAAAACUCAGAGUUGGUUUACUUUACUGAAAUUUUACAAUAAAGAGCACGUAAAGUAACAGUUGAUAAGGUCAAAGAGGUUACCGGUAUUUUUUGCCAUUAAGACAUUCAAAAGGUGAUGCUUCUUGAAAGAACUACAUUGUAGCUCUUCAUUUGAUGACAUCAAAAUAACAAAGUUGACCACAUCUUUUUUCAAUUUUGGUUUUUGUCUGCACAUAUUUAUUUAUGUAUUUUAAAAUAAAAAGAAAGACGGACAAGGAAAGGAAAGUUGUAUGACUAGGGGGGGGGGGGGUGGGGGUGGAUUAUUACUGCAAAAUUUUGAGGGUAGCAACAGUCAAUAGCAUAAUUUUGGAAUUGGCCCCUUUGGGGAUUUUAAUUGUUAUUUAGUGAUAAUUUUAUUGGAAAUUUUACAUAUAAUCAAGUACGGUAUAAAAUUUUUAAAAGCAGUGAGCAAGAUAUAUAGACAGUUUGUAAAAAGGUUGUUUACUCAAACCUGGAGAUAUUUGAUUUAGGUGCUUCAGUAUUUGACAAUCAACUUUGGCUUUGUACCAUUUUUUUCAUAGCCUUUCUCAUCUUUUUUUUUCAAUUUCAGAAUAAAUGCAUUAGAAGAACAACUUGAAAGUCAAAAACUCACAACAGGAAAACAAGUUGAAGAGGAAAGUUUGAAAUACAAGUUGGCAUUGGUAGGUUUACCAUCUAUUUCCCAGCUUAGCAAUCAUGACUCUUGAGCCGUAAUAAGUUUGACAUUUAACAAAAUUUUAUGAUCCUAACCCUGUAUCAUUCAGGCAGUGUGUCGCAUAAGUGUUGUCACAGUGGUUCAAUAGACCAGUUCCCAUAUAUUAAAAUAAAACUUGGUUUCGAGGCUUGGAGGAAUAAAAAAAAAGAAAUCAUCUUGAGGUUCAAUAACAAACAAUUAUUCCUCAAGCCCGAAUAGGCUCUGAGUCAAUAGCCCAUAAGGUCAAAAGCCAAAUGGGCUAUUGACGCAGGGGCCAUGGGGGCGAGAGGAAUGAUAUUGUUAAGGAAACUUGUUUUAGGAAAAUCCAACUAGUUAGUGAAAAAUAUCGAGACAAAACAACUUUAGCUAGCAAAACGUGAUUCAGCCGCCAUUGUUUUGUUUUCCAAUGCUGGCGCUUUUCGCUACUAGUGGGCUAUUUAACAUAUAGCCUCGUAGUAGCUCAACCAAUCAGAAUGCAGCAUUAAUAAUAGAGCACUAGUUGGAUUUUACUGAUGAAUAAUACACAAUGUUCCCCUUAUCAGGUAGCAACCUGUAACAUUUACCACCUGAAGCAACACUUUUUACAUUCUUGCAACAGCUUGAAGGCUUACUACGAUUAAAUGAGUAGUUUUAAAAAAUAUGCAAGUUGAGAUCCGAUCCGAUCAAGGAAAUGAAUGAAUAUAUGGAACAUACUAAAGUAUACACAGCUUUAAAUUGUUGUCUGAAGAUAACAAUGCCCAAUUUACAUAAAAUAGGUCUUAAAAUGAGGGAAUUAUGUUUCAAGAACUUAGCUCCUCUUAGGGUGGGACCACGUGCCUCACUCCACUACCCCACUCUCCCUCAGGAAAAUGUACCUCUGGGGCAUAUUUUUUCCUUACUGGCCAUGAAUGGUCCCUUACCUGCUCAAGCCAAAAUUAGGGAGAACACUGAAUACAUUUUUUUUGUUCUAUUCCCCCAAGCCUCGUAGCCAAGUAUGAAUUUUAAUAUAUCAAAAAUGGUCUAUUAUAUCCUUGGUUUAAAUUUUAAAUUACUUUGUUUUAAAGUUAUUGUAAUACAUUAUCAUACCCUAAUUUACACCUCUUGUUCAUGAAGAAAAUGGCCUGUUGAAAAAAGAUAAUAUUUUUGAGAGCUUGCAAUUGAGUAAGGUGUUGAUGAGUAGAAGACAUCUUGAGAAUCUAAUAUUUUAUGUAAAUGAAUUAGAUGAUGAUGUACAUUGUAUUGUACUUGGCAAGGAGGUGCUGUUUUGAUUGAACCAAGAAAAUAAAUUAUUGGUAAAAACUGUGUCAAAUCCUUUUUAACCCUAGCCGUAUCCCUGUCUAUUCAAUAUUUUCUAAAAACUGUUCUUUUCCCCUCCCCCCACCCCGCUCUCCUCUCUCCUGAUCCUCCUUAGCAUUUAGAUUUUUUUAUUUUUUGUCAAAAACUCAGUGAAGAUGGCAUAUCAAUACUUUCAAUUCUUUUUCUUCAAUUUUAAGUUCUGUUUUGUUUUUGUUUUUUAAAUAUUUUUUUUAUUUACUUUCUCAGAACAAAUUAGAAAGAGAGAAUGAGGAAUCCUUAAAUGUACUAAACAGAAAGUAAGUAUCUUCACAAUUCUUCUUUAUGAAGCCAAUUAAGUCCUUUUUAUGAAAUGAAUAUGUUAUUUCCAAUCAAAUCUGGCUUUAAAAACAUUAAGCAUAAAGGCCAAAGUACCAUGUCAAGAUUAAGAAGGAAAGGACUGCAAAGCUAAAUUGACAAGUUGAACAUCCUGCCGUUUUAGACUUUAUUAAUUUUCUUGUUAGUCUCUCUUUAUAUUUAUUUAUGCAUUUAUUAUUUUUCAACAAACAAUAAAUACAGCAUUGUUGGUUAAAAGUAAAAAGGGUAAAAAGAUGUUAUGUUAUGUCGGUAGCUUGAAAUACCAGUAGUCAUUGUCUCAGUGAGCAGGGUUCAUACAGAGUCUUGAAUUCCAGAUUUGGAAAAAGUCUGGAAAAGUCUGGACAAAUGGUAAAACGUUUAAACUUUUUUUUCAAAGCUACACCAAGUGUUAAAUAAGUGAAAUUUUUCCCAUGGUCAAAUCAUAUUCAAUCUUGCUUGUAGCCAAGACAUUCAAUCAGAGAAUGAGAAAAUUCAGAACAGUCCUAAGUCUGCAUGCACUAUGGUUACUGUAUGUUUGCUUUGCGUCAUGGAAAAAGCCUGGUUUCUGUGUUAUUCAAGGUCUCUUUUUAUAACCUAGAGUCUGGAAAAAGGAAUAUUAUCCUUUUGGAAAAAAGUCCGUAUGAACCCUGUCUGAGUAACAAAACAGAUGAUGCACUCAUUUUACCUUCCGCUCUCCAUCUCUUCUCUGUUUGUGGGUCUUUAAAGCUACUUUAUGAGACACAAAAAGGAAAGAAGUCAAAGUAAGGAUUUAAGGUCACACCUGAGAAUUACACCUGGAACCUCUCACACAGAAGGCUUGGCACACUAACAAACUGUGUGAAUCCUUGCUUCUGCCGUUCUGGGCUAAUCUUUUAGUUAUUCCUUUUUUGAAAGUUUUAAGACAAAAUUUUGCUUGCCUUAAGAUUACAACAGGCUGAAGAAGAAAUUGAAAGACUCAAGAAAGUGGAGCCUCUUUUAAGAAAAGAACUUGACAUUUGUCAAGAGGUUAGUCAAUACCUCCUCUUCCUUUUUCUUGCUAUCUAUUGUAGUUACAUUACUUGAUAGUUUUGAUACCAAUUUCUUGAGUGGAUUCAAUUUAUGUGCAUGAAAUUCUUUAUUAAAUCAUUUACAAUUCAAUCAACCACUGUAUUUCCUCGAAUAAGCACCCAUACUCUAAUAGGCGCCGUCUGUGAAUAAGCGCUCACCCCUUAGGCCAUAUUAUCAUACAACCACCCCUCUCGAAUAAGUGCUCCCCUCCCCUCCCCCUCACUCUCUUAUAUAGUAUGGGUCAGAGGAAUGCAAAGGUCUGCUUAUCAUUGACAAGGAUGAUCUCAAGGAUGGUGAGAUUGUCAAUAUUUUAUAAACAUGCAUACUGAUACAUCUGUGUGUGAAGUAUUCAAAUGGGACUGUGGCAUCUUCAAUUACCAAAUACUUUUUUCACAAACAAAUUAAUAAAGUUACACUUCGUUGAAAGGAAAACUUAAUAAGCGCCCUCCUUCUGAUAAUAGGGAGCUUGAGGAAAAGCGUUUUUGAUCAACGGACGUCAACCGGAAGUGAGGCAUUUUCCCUCUCAAUAUGCCUUGAUGAUAUAAAAUUUGUAUUGCUUAGCUUCUUUACUCUUAUAGAGACGACUUGACUGAAAAUUUCGGCAAAAUCGUCGUUCAAAAAUUAAAAAAGGCUACUUGCGGUUGACGUGCGUCAUUGCUUAAGUUCCCUAUUUGCCCCUCUGCUCCUUUUAGCCAUGAUUUUGAGGAAAUAUGCUUUUAAUAUACUGCCAUGCAACUUUGCAAAAUUGAACAUCAUUAUUGCAGGAUAAAAGAAGACUUCUAAAUCAGGUUGAUAGUCUUGAGCUCGCUCUUCAAAUAAAAGCUGAUGAAGUUAAGGAGCUGAAAGGAAAGCUUGAAGCUGAGGUGAAAGGAAGGCUGGAGGAUCAGGAUCGUCAUGAACAGGUCAGUUGGGAUCCUCUUUGAGUAUCCAACAUUUUUUCACUCUUUCCCUCCUAAGCAUACAAAAUGAAGUUUACAAUGUUGAAAUAUAAUAGAAUUUUUUGUAGAAUACUGGAAAACAAACGGUGCAAUGUAAGAGAACAGCUUAAGAGAUUUAACUUGAAUGGUUUCACCAGUGGAUUUUAUCCACAGUCUCAAAAGGUAGAAAUAUAUUGAAGAGUACUAAAUGAAAGUAAAUCUGAAGAUGUUUCCAGCAUUUGAUUAGUCACACUAUAGGAUUUCAUCAACAGAUUCAAAAGUCGAGCUACAUUUCUUGCUUCCCUGCAGUGGUAGCGGUUUAUGGUGAACGGACCGCACUAAUGUCCUAUCAAGACAAUCGUGGCUAACCCAUGAGUUUGAACAAGAUUUCAUUUUCAUUCAAGUUGGUACCAGUCCUAUGUAUAGUAGGUGGUAGUGACUUAAAAUCUUGCACUGUAAGGCCUCAUUCCUCUAGGUCAAGGUCUGGGGAUGUGCCACCCUCACCUCCCCUUGCUGCCUCCUAUCCAGAAAAUUUUGAAAUCUGCAGGCUUGAAAAUGUAAUUUCCAUUGUAAACCAUUCUAAGCAUGAAAUUGAUUCAAACGUGUGAUAGCCGAAAGACUUAAUAAUUAUAAUUGCAGGGUAUUGUAUCAUUAUCACUUACAUGGAAAUAUGUUUUCUCUUUCUGUUUCGUUUAGGAGCUCGCUUUAGCCAGCGAACAGUUGGUAGAACUUGAAAAAUUCAAACAUGAAGUAGAAAUAAAACUCAAAGAGCAUCAAAAUGUGGAACAACAAAAAACUGACCUAGAGAGACAUGUUCAGACAUUGAUAAAGGUAACAUACUAAAUAGAGAUGAAAGAGUGGCUUUGUGAAUUCAACCCCUUCUCUUUUUUUGUUGGGCAAAUUGUCCUUUUCAAAAGAGAAAGUCAUGAUUUUGAUAAAGUUUACAGAGUAAACUCAUUACACGUUGUUUCUUAGUGUGCAAGAGAUUUUAAACAUCCUAAUGAGAACUACCUCGUUACCUUGCAUUUCAUGAUUCGCUCAUAUUUGGUUACAAAUAAUUGUAGUUGAACUAUCAGAUUAGGUUUGCUACGUCGUUGUCAUAAUCAUGUUGAUGUCCUAGCUGGAAAAUUUGCGGAAGAUAACAGUCGAAGCUCUUGUAAGCGACCUCCUCGGAAAUUUGAAAAAGGGAUCGUAACUAGAGCUGGUCACUUACGAGAAUGAGCUCUCGUAAGUGACCACAUGGUAAAACAAUAGAGGGUGGUCGCUUAUGAGAGCUUCAGAAACUCAUUAAUAAUUCAUAAAGAACAAAAAAACCAAAAGAAAUUAAUGUUUAAUGAGUGUCUUUAUAGCUGAUAUAGACGCAGCUAAACUUUACGUCCAGUUUCUUAGACCAUCAGUCCAGUGUGUAGUCUUAUUUAAGUGUUGAUUUUUAUGAAUAAGACUCUGAGUGGUCACGUACAAGAGCUUAAAAACAAAGAAAAAGUCCAGUUGGGUAAUCUAAAAUGUGUUCGCGGUCGCUUAUGAGAGCUUUUCAUUACAGAAGUUUAUCUCACAGUUCAAACGGGGUUUAACAAAGGUGGUCAUAACUAGAGCUGGUCGCUUAUGAGAGUGGUCCUAAGGGGAACUUUGACUGUAUCUAGAGUACUUUGUUUUGAAGAGCUCCGAUACGGAGUCUCUGACAGCCUGACGGUCUUUUACUGCAAAUGGAAUUGGUCAGCAUGGUUUGAUUUCUGUCAACAAGUAUUUUAAAAUGGAGCCGUUGAAAUGUGGCAUCAACAUAAUAAUUUCUAGGCUGAGUCUCCAGCCGUGUUUGUUUUGAUGCUCCCUCGGUAUUCUGGGAAGUACUGGGGGGACAUCAAGAAACCCAUGGCUGGGGACUGAGCCUAUAUGAUUUCUAGAGAUCCCUAAGGAGAAUACUUAUAUUGAGCUUGUGUAUCUGCUCUUGGUCUAGGAAAACUUAGGCUUAAAACACUCCAAAGAGGAACUCAACUUUCAGCUGCAUCAGGAUGGAUAUUUUGGUGCCGGGCAGGUAGGUGUACAACAAACAUUAAAUUAUUAAGUGUUACUCAAAUUCUAAACAAGUUACGGUGAUUGCUAAGUUCUAUUAUUUUAUGGCUAGCUCCGCGAGCGGGCGAGUUGAAUCAAAUCUUGUGUCCUUUUUGGCUACCCAAGCGGAAACGAUGGGCCCAUCUUGCUCGCUUGGAAUCCUUCACUAAUCAGUACUAUGUCCCGAUCCUCUGAUGUUGUUUUGGCCAUAUAAUAAAUCUGUUAUUGACCAAGCGUGACGUCAAAAACACCAGAAAGUAUUCGGCCAGUAAGUAUCCAACCUUAAUGACCUCACGAUUGGUCAAUAAGCCACAUAUUUUAAGUUGCAUUUUCCACGCUUCUCUCUAUUCAUAGCAAUUAGAGAAAGGACUGAUCGUGACCUCCUCUGCUCAAUGCCGUUCUGUCAUUGUUUAAGCCGGUUUGACGAUCUACGCUUUGCGCGCGCCGUUGCCUCUUGUCGUUUUGUUGUCUUUAUUGGGGACCUUCACGAUCUGACAAAGGCGACGUCUAUGAAAACUUCGUUGAAAAAUAGACUUCGCAUCCUUUCGAACUUCUUCGUGUCCGAGUUCAGACAGAGAUGGUAGAAUUUAUCGCAUUGCCGUCCCCGUUCUCAAUUACACUUGAAAUUUGGCCAUUUCACGUCGUAGUUGUUGUAGGGACGGCAAAGAAACUUAAUACGAAAUAGCACGAUUCACGUGUAGAGUUGUUUUUUUUUUUUGCUUAUUAAACCUAUUGCUUUUUUGACGAUACCGUUGCUGCCCCUCCUAAAUCUUCCUAGUAUGACUAUUCACACGUAGUGUUUCAGAACCUCAAAUAAAUAGUGGUUGAGUGAUUCUCGCUGACUUUUUAAGCCAUAAGAGCACGCAGGGUGAAACCCUGCCCGGUAAAAAUUUCCCCUUCCACAAAAUACAAUUUUGUUGUUAAUAUUGUUCUUGUUUUGAACCAAGCAGCAAGGAUCACUGGCCGAUGAACUCGUCACAGCUGACAAAGAAAAAAUCAUAAGUACCCUGAGAGACCAAGAGGAAGAAAACAGAAGACUUAGAAGCUACCUGGAUGGAUUAUUAAUGAUGAUAAUGGAACACAAUCCAUCAUUAUUGGAACUUCAAUAA